GUGGACACGCAAAGAAGAGGAAAUGAAAGGAAAAAAAAGAAGUAAAAAGAAGAGCGGAGAUGGAAUAAAAGACGAUGCUGAGAAUCGAGGGAGGGAGGACUGCGCGAGCCUCCGAGCAACGCACAUCAGCGAGCUGACGUGAGAAAUUCCGGAGCCCUUUGGAUGAUUAAUCUAUCCCGGCCUUGACUGAUCCUGCCGCACACAAGAGCCUUCUGCCAGGAGACGCAGAGGGCAAGGAACAGAGGGACAGACAGACACAGAAAGAAAGAAAAAAAAGAAGAAGAAGACGUCUCGGGAAGACACUUGGAAGACACCCCCAACCCCCCCACCACCACCACACACACACAUGCAGACAUAAACACUUGUACACACACACCUCCCCCUUCCCACGCAUCAGAAAGCUAUUUUUUACACCCCACAAAUAUCCCACCAUAAGAAAAGAAGAAAAAAGUUUUUUUUUCUUUUCCUCUUUCAUUGGAAAGAAGAAAAUCCCUGCAGAGAAACUCUCAACUAACCAGUCGGAGAGUUUUCCCCGCGAGGGCAGAGGGAAGACGAUGGCCCACAGGUCGCUCAGAGGACCGGCGUCCAAGUUCCUAGGAGCUUUCUGGAAGCAGUUUCCCUUCAUCAAAACAUUUGGAUAUAAGAGAAAAUCUCUCGGUCAGAUUGCAGGGGACCGUUGGAGAGACACCGUCACGUGACCCCCGGUACCAAAUGGUCUUCCGGCAGUGGUUUUCAGCAAGGACCGGAGCACUGCAAGCAGACGCCGCCACUUCUCUCAGAAAUGCAGAAGACAACGUACUACGACAACUCCUCGACGCUUUUUGGUGGCUACUCGUCCUAUCAGGUGCAGGGGGCGGCAGCGGCGGCAGCAGCCGCCAACGGCUUUGGGGGCUACGAUGCCCCGGUCCCAGUGUCCCACCACCAGCCGGCCUUCCAGUCGGCGACCCAUCUGGAUGUGGAUUCGUACCAACGCUCUGCCUGCUCGUUGCAGUCACUGGGCAGUAGCAGUAGCCACCAGCAGCAGCAGCAGCAGCAGCAGCAGCAGCAGCAGCAGCAGCAGCUAGCCAAGACCAAGGAGCUGAAUGGCAGCUGCAUGAGGCCCAGUCUGCCACCUGAGCACCACCCCAGCUCCCAAGUCUCCCCUCCAUUGCCCCCAAAUCCCAACACUGGUAAUACAGGGGCUCAGCAGCCGGGGGGCAGCAACGGGGCCUCCUCAGCCUCCAAAUCAGCCCCCAGUAAGUCGUCCAAUUCCUCCUCCUCAACAUCAUCGUCUUCCUCCUCACUGCCCCCCAACCCGACUAUGGCAAAGCAGAUCUUUCCCUGGAUGAAAGAGAGCCGGCAGGCGACCAAGCAGAAAAACUGUUCACCCAGCAACAACUCUGGCAACGCAUCAGGAGGAGCAGAGAGCGGUAGCAGUGGGGAGAAGAGUCCCACCAGCGGAUCGUCGGCGUCGUCUAAGCGGGCUCGUACGGCAUACACCAGCGCCCAGCUGGUUGAGCUGGAGAAAGAGUUCCACUUCAACCGCUACCUGUGCCGGCCGCGGCGCGUGGAGAUGGCCAACAUGCUGAACCUGUCUGAACGCCAGAUCAAGAUCUGGUUCCAGAACCGACGCAUGAAGUACAAGAAGGACCAGAAGUCCAAGGGCCUGAGCUCCAGCUCCGGAGGGCCCUCGCCGACGGGCUCCCCACCCCUCACCAUGCAGUCUUCCGCAAGCUUCCUCAACUCAAUGCACCCCAUGGGAGGGGGAGGUGGGGCAGGCUAUGACACCCCAUCUCCACCGUCUUUUGGAAAGCCUCACCAGGGCGUUUCUUACUCCAUGUCCACUGCCUACUCUAAUGUCCCCAUGAAGGGUUGUCCCUCGCAGCAGAAGUAUGGAGCCCCAGACCCGGACUACGGUGACCCUCAUCCCCAUCACAGCCUUGUGCAGGCCAACAGUGCUGGCUACGGGACUCCCACCAACAUGCAGGCCAGUCCAGUCUAUGUGGGGGGUGGCAGCUAUGUGGAACCCAUGCCUGGCUCGGGGCCCUCCAUUUAUGGGCUCAACCACCUGGGCCCCACGCCACCUCACCACCAAACAAUGGACUACAAUGGCGCAGGGCCUAUGUCGGCCGCCAACCAGCACCACGUGGGUGGAGGGGGGCCUCCGGGUACGUGUGACCCGCCCCCACAUCCCACGUACACUGAGCUGUCAGCGCACCACACCUCGACUCAGGGCAGAAUCCAGGAAGCACCCAAGCUCACUCACCUGUAGCAGGUUUGGAACAAACGUAGGGAAUAGUGAAGACAACACAGAACAAGUAACAUGACGUGACUCACUAACAGACUAACUCACAUGUGGGGAUUGUAGCGCUGCAAUGGGACGACAGGGGAGACAAAUUGAGACGGACUUGAGCCGUCCAGUGGUUUGCCCUGUGCUCCUUGGGCACAAUCAGUGUUUUGGUGUUUGCAAGUCACGCCCUAUUUUUUACUGCCUUCAUACAGUGCUUCAUCAAGUCAGAGCUUCCAUUGUUGCCUUCAAAGUACAUUUAAUUUGAGUGAACAGAUGUUUUGCCUGUAGGUUAGGAUCAGCAAUACAUAAAAUCCAUAAAUGUUGUGCCCAAGAAAUGAUGUAGAAACAAACAUUUAAACCAAUUUAGACCAAAAUGUUCUAAUUUGAAACUCGACUAUGUUAAUCAUAACCCGUAACCCGUAUUUUAGUAUUUCAUCUGUUGUACUCCCCAUUAAAUAACAGGCUGGUUUCAAUCUAAUUAAAGUUUAAGGGGAAAUCUCAGUGAUUACUUUUAGUCGUAAUUUAUUUUUCAAUUUUAACAUGAACCCUUUAUGUGCAACAGUAGAGGUCCUUCUGUGGUACUGGGGCACAGACUUAUCACUUGCUCUGUUCAAUUGUGAUAUUUUCAUGAAAUGAGAGCACAGUCAAACGCCAGCAUUUAAAACACUUUACUGUAAAGGUGCGAAAUGGCCACUAGUAUUCACAGUUAGGCAUCAGCAUGUUAGACAAAAGUGAUCUCAUAGCUAUGUUGCAGAGAUGCCACAACAGUAUUAACCCUGUCAUAUCUCUAUACCUAUAUGACACAUUUUUUUAGCCAAAGAACAAGCUUUUGUUGUUCAGAAAUACACUGACAAAAUAAAUCAUUCAAUUAAUUAAUUAAGUCUAUUCAAGCUAAAGUAACUGUUAUAACAUAGCUCGCUAACUUGAAUUUUAAUUAAUUAAUUAAUUCGUUUUAGCAGCUGAAGUAUUUCUUUAUUAGUUUGUCAACCAUUUUUGUUUUUCAGUGUAUCAAUUAGUAAUAAUAGUACUUAGAGUGGUAGUAUUUGUUUCCUGACAUCUUGUAGGGUGGAGUGUUACAUAUUGCAUCUUUAAAACAGUUCUAAAACGCCCAUAUGUGAAGUGAAGGCAAAUACUAUAUCAUGACCUCUGUUAACGUUACAUGGCAUCAUAAAUAUUUACGACUGGUAACAUAUUGGAUUAUGGACAACUGGAUGAUUGUUGCUUAAAUUGCCGCAGUAGUUCUGCUAGAGUGUAGUCAACAAAAAGGCUCGUAAUGACGCCGUUAAAAACGAGCAUGUGCUUUAAAAAUGUACAUUGAUAAUAAAACCCUCCUCCCCCAACUGUAAGAUUCACACACACCCUCAAAGAGCUCUCCCGCCUGGUAAAUGAAAUAGUUUGAGACUUUAAUGGGCAGUUAACGAGGUGGGUAGAUUUAUGACGCCGAGGUCUCUCGCCCUGCAGGCAACACAUGUUGUUGUCAGCCGGGGCUGAGCUAUGAGGAGGGCCAUGCCUCUCCAUCAGCUACAGAAGAGGAGGAGGAGGAGGAGGAGGAGACAUUUAUAUAUGAAUUUCUAUAUAUUUAUAUUUGGCUGGAGCUGACAGACUUCCUCUGUGUCUUCUGAUACCCCAUCAGGUCCAACAUAGGGCACAGGAAAAGAAAUCACUGGACGGUCUGUCUCAUUCUGUCUCCUGUCGUGUGUCCGUCUCUGUCAGUCAGUCCACACUGAAUCACCACUGUCUUUAGCAGCAGCAGCAGCCAGCACAUGGUUUCUGAUGGAGGCAGAAACACCCGCGAAACACCCCCACACCCCAAUUCUGCCCCCCCACAACGCUCACAUUCUCAUCAAUGCACAUGCACUCAUACCACGAUCUAACAGGGUUUAUGCAGCUACAAAUUUAGGCUAGAGACACACACGUGGGCUAAGCUAUGUUAGCUAUAAUCACACACACACACACACACACAAACACAAUAGCAAUGCUAAGCUAGCCUCCUUUGAUACAGCUCAGCUAUUCACAUUUUCAAACACACACACACACACACACACACACACAAGGACAUGGAAGAGAAAUUUAAAAUGUUCUUAUUUUAGCACAUCAUCGACACAGGGUAAAUAAUAAGAGUGGAGAACACUAUUUAUUUAUGUUUGGACAAGUCAUUGCCCUCCUCUCUCUCUCUCUCUCUCUCUCUCUCUCUCUCUCUCUCUCUCUUUGGAAGGCCUCACUUACAUUAGCGCCACACCAAUGUUUUGUUGUUGUUUUUUCCCCUUCUGUUCUCACAUAUCUUGACUUUUUUAACGUGGAUACAGGGUAUAUAUAUUUGAACAAAAAUGCAUGUCCCAGGACUCUGAGCUGGUGUGUAUCACACAUGUUUAAAGGCAACCGAGUUCAUUUUGCUGUGAACGGUCAGUGGUGGCGGUUUGUGGCCACACAGUUUCAUGCAGUGUUAAAACAAACAAACAAAGAAAUCUGGAAAUUGAGCAACACUGCACUCACUGGCGUUCUGGGAAUGAACCGGUUGUUUUUAAAAUGCAGAUCCAUACAAAGGCUUUUCACACCUGGGCAUCAUUAUUGCACUUAGAGUUUACAUUUUGAUGGUUAAAGGUAAAAAAAAAAAAUGAUGAUGAUGAUAAUAAUGAUAAAUUCUUAUUUUGAAGACGGAAGGCCCUCCAAUCAAAGCGUCUUUUCGCCAAUGUGUGUUCAAGUGAACAUUCAUAUCUAAAUAUUUAUUUGUUAUAGACAGUUUAAAAAAAGACUUUCUGUUUUGUAUUAUUAUUUAUCCUUCAUGUAUUUAUAUCGAGGAAAAAAAUACUGUACUUUUUUAGUAUUUACCUGUUAUGAAAGAAAAAAAAAAACGACGUUGUGUUUCUUCUUGUCCAUUGUACUGAGGUUACAUUUUUUUAGUUCUUGUAUUUUAGAAGAAAAUGAGUAGUUUUUAUGUUCCUAUAAUGACCCUUGUACAUAAAUGUCUUGGCUUGUACAAGGAAAAAGGCGAGGAUGGGGAUUGGUGAUCUAUCCUCGCAUAGUCGGAAAAGUUAGACAAACUAUUAGCUGGGAUAAAAAGAAGAGAAAAAAAAACAACUUCUUUUUUGUCAUUUGUAGCUUCCUUUUCUUUCAAUGUCGAGAGAGUUGUCUGUCGAACGAUUCUUUAAUAAAAGGUUAUGUUAUUCAGA
Molecule: messenger RNA, 5439 nt
Organism: Solea senegalensis (Senegalese sole)
Lineage: Eukaryota; Metazoa; Chordata; Actinopteri; Pleuronectiformes; Soleidae
Gene: hoxb3a
Product: homeobox B3a
Exons: 6
Coding region: 782-2251 (489 amino acids)
Biological process (GO): regulation of transcription by RNA polymerase II
Cellular component (GO): nucleus
Molecular function (GO): RNA polymerase II cis-regulatory region sequence-specific DNA binding; DNA-binding transcription factor activity, RNA polymerase II-specific
Source: RefSeq, a predicted model, not a curated record